This is a messenger RNA of Urocitellus parryii (Arctic ground squirrel), 6857 nucleotides long. RefSeq names its product calcium voltage-gated channel auxiliary subunit alpha2delta 1 (gene Cacna2d1). Gene Ontology annotation, cellular component: L-type voltage-gated calcium channel complex. The record is from RefSeq and is a predicted model, not a curated record. NCBI's taxonomy places the organism in Eukaryota, Metazoa, Chordata, Mammalia, Rodentia, Sciuridae. Gene Ontology annotation, molecular function: voltage-gated calcium channel activity.
AUCAGGGAGGAAACCGAGAGGGAGAGCGAGAGCGCGCGAGCGCCAGCAAGCUUGCCGAGGACUGUUUCCAAAGUCGCCCUUGAUGGCGGCGGAGGAGAGGGAGGCGAGGCAGCCGCGGCGCUGAGCAGCCGAGACACGAUAGUGGGUCCUCCCGCCACCGCCCCUUCCCCGGCACCCGGCUUCGUGCUAGCGGUCCCCCGCGCCACUCCACGCCGCGGGCCCCGUGUGCGCCGGCCCUCCAGACGUCGGCGGUCUGCGAGAGCGUGCUCCUUUUCCGCCGCCCGUGGUUUCCAGCACCGCUCCUUCCCCCAGCUGGGGAGGGAGGGGGAAUUGAUCUUCGAUCGCGAAGAUGGCUGCUGGCUGCCUGCUGGCCUUGACUCUGACACUUUUCCAAUCUUUGCUGAUCGGUCCCUCGUCCGAGGAGCCGUUCCCUUCGGCCGUCACUAUCAAGUCAUGGGUUGACAAGAUGCAGGAAGACCUUGUCACACUGGCAAAAACAGCAAGUGGAGUCAAUCAGCUUGUUGAUAUUUAUGAGAAAUACCAGGAUUUGUAUACUGUGGAACCAAAUAAUGCACGCCAGYUGGUGGAAAUUGCAGCCAGGGAUAUUGAGAAACUUCUAAGCAACAGAUCUAAAGCCCUGGUGCGCCUGGCUUUGGAAGCAGAGAAAGUUCAAGCAGCCCAUCAGUGGAGGGAAGAUUUUGCAAGCAAUGAAGUUGUCUACUACAAUGCCAAGGAUGAUCUUGAUCCUGAAAAAAAUGAUAGUGAGCCAGGCAGCCAGAGGAUUAAGCCUGUUUUUAUCGAUGAUGCUAAUUUUGGACGACAAAUAUCCUAUCAGCAUGCAGCAGUCCAUAUUCCCACUGACAUCUAUGAGGGCUCAACAAUAGUGUUAAAUGAACUCAACUGGACAAGUGCCUUAGAUGAAGUUUUCAAAAAAAAUCGGGAGGAAGACCCUUCAUUGCUGUGGCAGGUGUUUGGCAGUGCUACAGGCCUGGCCCGAUAUUAUCCAGCUUCCCCAUGGGUUGAUAAUAGUAGAACUCCAAACAAGAUUGAUCUUUACGAUGUACGCCGAAGACCAUGGUAUAUCCAAGGAGCUGCAUCUCCUAAGGACAUGCUUAUUCUGGUUGAUGUGAGUGGAAGUGUCAGUGGAUUGACUCUUAAACUAAUCCGAACGUCUGUCUCCGAAAUGUUGGAAACUCUCUCAGAUGAUGAUUUUGUGAAUGUAGCUUCAUUCAACAGCAAUGCUCAGGAUGUAAGCUGUUUCCAGCACCUUGUUCAAGCAAAUGUAAGAAAUAAGAAAGUGUUGAAAGAUGCAGUGAAUAACAUCACAGCAAAAGGAAUAACCGAUUAUAAGAAAGGCUUUAGUUUUGCUUUUGAACAACUGCUUAAUUAUAAUGUUUCCAGAGCCAACUGCAAUAAGAUUAUCAUGUUGUUCACGGAUGGAGGAGAAGAGAGAGCCCAGGAGAUAUUUGCCAAAUACAAUAAAGAUAAAAAAGUACGAGUGUUCACAUUUUCAGUUGGUCAACAUAAUUAUGACAGAGGACCAAUUCAGUGGAUGGCUUGUGAAAAUAAAGGUUAUUAUUAUGAAAUUCCUUCAAUUGGAGCAAUAAGAAUUAAUACUCAGGAAUAUCUGGAUGUUCUGGGGAGACCUAUGGUUUUAGCAGGAGACAAAGCGAAGCAAGUCCAAUGGACAAAUGUUUACUUGGAUGCACUGGAACUGGGACUUGUCAUUACUGGAACUCUUCCGGUCUUCAACAUAACUGGCCAAUUUGAAAAUAAGACAAACUUAAAGAACCAACUGAUUCUUGGUGUGAUGGGCGUUGAUGUGUCUUUGGAAGAUAUUAAAAGACUAACACCACGUUUCACACUCUGCCCCAAUGGCUAUUAUUUUGCAAUUGAUCCUAAUGGUUAUGUUUUGUUACAUCCAAAUCUUCAGCCAAAGCCUAUUGGUGUAGGCAUACCAACAGUUAAUUUAAGAAAAAGGAGACCCAAUGUUCAGAACCCCAAAUCUCAGGAGCCAGUCACAUUGGAUUUCCUUGAUGCAGAGUUAGAGAAUGAUAUUAAAGUAGAGAUUCGAAAUAAAAUGAUAGAUGGAGAAAGUGGAGAAAAAACCUUCAGAACUCUGGUUAAAUCUCAAGAUGAGAGAUAUAUUGAUAAAGGAAACAGGACAUACACAUGGACACCUGUCAAUGGCACAGAUUACAGUUUGGCCUUGGUAUUACCAACCUACAGUUUUUACUAUAUAAAAGCCAAAAUAGAAGAGACAAUAACUCAGGCCAGAUAUUCCGAAACCCUGAAGCCAGAUAACUUUGAAGAAUCUGGCUAUACAUUCAUAGCACCAAGAGAUUAUUGCAUUGACCUUAAACCAUCUGAUAACAACACUGAAUUUCUUUUAAAUUUCAAUGAGUUUAUUGAUCGAAAAACUCCAAACAACCCAUCAUGUAAUACAGAUUUGAUUAAUAGAGUCUUACUGGAUGCAGGCUUUACAAAUGAACUUGUCCAAAAUUACUGGAGCAAGCAGAAAAAUAUCAAGGGAGUGAAAGCUCGGUUUGUUGUGACUGAUGGUGGGAUUACCAGAGUUUAUCCCAAAGAGGCUGGAGAAAAUUGGCAAGAAAAUCCUGAGACAUAUGAGGACAGCUUCUACAAAAGGAGCCUUGAUAAUGAUAACUAUGUUUUCACUGCUCCCUACUUUAACAAAAGUGGACCAGGUGCAUAUGAAUCAGGCAUUAUGGUAAGCAAAGCUGUGGAAAUCUCUAUCCAAGGAAAACUUCUUAAACCUGCGGUUGUUGGAAUCAAAAUUGAUGUAAAUUCUUGGAUAGAGAAUUUCACCAAAACCUCAAUCAGGGAUCCGUGUGCUGGUCCAGUUUGUGACUGCAAAAGAAACAGUGAUGUAAUGGAUUGUGUGAUUCUAGAUGAUGGUGGGUUUCUUUUGAUGGCAAAUCAUGAUGAAUAUACUAAUCAGAUUGGACGAUUUUUUGGAGAGAUUGAUCCAAGUUUGAUGAGACACCUGGUUAAUAUAUCAGUUUAUGCUUUUAACAAAUCUUACGAUUAUCAGUCAGUAUGUGAGCCCGGUGCUGCACCAAAGCAGGGAGCAGGACAUCGCUCCGCAUAUGUGCCAUCAAUAGCAGACAUAUUACAAAUUGGCUGGUGGGCCACUGCUGCUGCCUGGUCUAUUCUCCAGCAGUUUCUCUUGAGUUUGACUUUCCCACGGCUCCUGGAGGCAGUUGAGAUGGAGGAUGACGACUUUACCGCCUCCCUAUCAAAGCAGAGCUGCAUAACAGAACAAACCCAGUAUUUCUUUGAUAACGACAGUAAAUCAUUCAGUGGUGUAUUGGAUUGUGGAAACUGUUCCAGAAUCUUUCAUGUAGAAAAGCUUAUGAACACCAACUUAAUAUUCAUAAUGGUGGARAGCAAAGGCACAUGUCCUUGUGACACACGGCUGCUUAUACAAGCUGAGCAGACUUCGGAUGGUCCAGACCCCUGUGAUAUGGUUAAACGACCCAGAUACCGGAAAGGGCCUGAGGUCUGCUUCGAUGACAAUGUCCUGGAGGACUAUACCGACUGUGGAGGAGUUUCUGGAUUAAAUCCCUCCCUGUGGUCUAUCUUUGGACUUCAGUUCCUACUACUUUGGCUGGUAUCUGGCAGUAGACACUACCUAUUGUGACCUAAAACCAAAAUCGUCAUAAGUCCAGUCCAGACCCUGCCAACACAUGAGCCCUCAAUUACAUUAAAAUAGGGUCAACUGUCCAAUCAGCAGAACAUUAGCUGGGCCUGUACCAUGCGUAACUCUAAGGCACAGAUUCAUAAGACAUCCACUGGCUGCAUGUCAGGGUGUCAGACCCUUAAAUUUGUGUGAAUGCUGCAUCAUCUAUGUAUAACAUCAAAGCAAAAUUCUAUAUGUGCUCUAUUGGACAAUGUGGGAGUCUGUUGUUGCUUUGUUGGUGAUUACAUGUAAAAGGGCUCCCCAUGCAAUUGUUUAUGAAUCAUUAAGAAAUGUCUUGAUUUUGACCUGGAAUUUCAACUUGCUGCAAUUUUACCAAGAAAGUCACUAGGGGUGGCGGGGAGUUAUGUUUGCCUUCACUUAUUCUUCUGUUCAGAAUUCCUGCUUUGAGUAGUUAGUGAGGGAGGGCAGGAAAGAAAGUAGUAACAUUGAUCUAAACUGUUGAAAUAUAUUUUAAAAAAUGACUAAUUUUCUGCCAAAAAUUAGCCAUGAAUAAAAUGCCUUAUGAAGAAUGACUUCUCUGCCAAAAAUAAAACACAAUUGAAGACCAAUUAAAUUUUGGUGAGGUAAUGAAUUGAUGGUUUGACAAUGUUAACUGAGAAACUAUUAAACUAAAGGUGCUUGUGGGUGAAAUUUGAACACGUGACUUAUUUCCUCAUAAAUGUAAGCCCUUAAAUGCUUUGACGUAAUGUCCUUUUGUUCACAGUACAGUUCUGUAGUGCUAGCCAGAUAUUUAAAAAUGCUCUAAGAAAAGCUUGUUGGGGGGAGGGGAAUGUUUUUCUUGUGACAAAUGAACUUGGGUCACCAAGGGUAUUUUGCAUGAUGCUGCUGCUAUUUUAACUUUUUGGUUUUUCUCUUACUGUAGAGUGUAGUCCAUUGAAAAGUUAACUGAGUGACAUUAUUGUCAUGUAAGAAUCUGAACCUUGCSGUGUAAAUGCACUUAAGUCAUCUUUAAAAACGUUGUUAAACUACUCUGAAUAUACUGUGCAAUGUAAAUGCUGAAUGACUGGGUCAGGUAAACGGUGAAAUGAGAAAUAAUGGAUUUUAUACAGAUUCGUGCUUUUGCCUGAAAACCUAUGUACAGAUAUUUUAAGUACAUAAAUCAGAUUUAACACAUUUAUUUUUUGAAAAGUACAUAUAUGUUCUCAAUGAAGAUUCAUCCUAGGUUUCCUCUUUGUUCAUUUCAAUAGUAGUAUGUACAAUCUGAAAAUUGCUGCUGCUGCUGAUUCUGUCCCUCCAUUUUAAAUGAUCUGAUCAUUUAACUAACAGUUCCAUGGAAUUUGGUGAGGGUUUUACAAAUAAUCUGAACAAACAGGAAACCUUGAAUCUAUAUGUAUGCACAUGAACACUUGAUUGUGAAUAAAAUUUGUUUUUAUACAGCCUCAUUGGUGAAAAUGGUUAGUGUAGUAAAUUGGAUAUUUCAUUAUAGAUUAAUAUUGUAGCAAAAUAUUAUUUAUGCUUUUAAAUUAUUUUCAGGAAUAAACAGUAUUUGAAGAAAGGAUAAAAACAAUGAAUGUGUAAUUCUAGGAAUAGUGAAUAAUUUUAUUGAAGGCUAAAAGUAUAAAGAUAUAUUUUAUGGUAAAAUGCAUUUGUUUUCCAAACAUGCCAAAUAUUGGUGUGUGUAUAUGCUGGAAAUUUUCUUAUAUAUCAUUUUAAUGUCAAAGUUAUUUACAUUAUCCAGCAUGCUUUAAUAUGUUCCACAUAUCAAAGAUAUAACCAAUUCUUUAGCAAUGUUUAAAAGAUAUAUUUGUUUUUAGCUUUGCAUACAUUUGUAAUUCCCUUCUACCACUAAUAUAUCUUAAGUACCACUUGUGUAUAUUUCCUUAUUUAAGUUUUUUUUUUUAAUUUAAAAUAGGGGGAGGGGGAAUGGAAUCACUUUGCCGACUAUUGUUCUAAGAAUUGACAUCAGUUACCAUUUCUAACACAUUGUCAUGAUUUUGUAGUCCAUUCAUAACUGGUAUUGACAUUUUAGAAAACACCAAAGUGAUUUAAAGAUUAAUAAUGAUAUGUUUAAAUCAUGUUGUUUGUUAAUGAAAUAUUUAAAACUUAUUAACUUUUGCUAGACCAUUUUAAAUCAUGAAAGUGUUGGAAAGGGAAUAUCAAAAUAUAAUGUUGUUAGAUUGUGUAUAUAAGUAACGCACAUUAAAACAAUUUAAUUGCUUCCAGCAUACAACAAAACUACCUUAAAAUUAUUUUCAAAGUCUGUUAAAUAUACCUUCAUAGCUAAUGUCAUUUAUAUAGUAUGUUUUCAUCAACUGCAUUAUUUUGUAUUAAUCAUAGUUAAACUUGGCAUCUAGUGGCAGGGCCCUAUUUGAUUACAAAACUAUGACGUGACAACCACACACAUGGUAACAAAUUGGGUAAGAACAUGUUCUCUGAUUAAAGAUUGUCUUAAUGACAUAGUAGUCUUCAUGUUUUUAGCAUGUUUUUUGUUGUUGUUGUUGUUAUUGUUUGUUGUUCAAAGACAGUAACACUCAUCCCAUUAAAUUAUUAUGCUAAAUUUUUUAUUUUUCUGUGAAUUAUGUCAAUAAGAACUUCAAUUUUAGUAUGGUAUUAGUAUUGACUUCCAAAGACUGAAAAGUACAAGAGAUAAAUAAAAGGCUUUUUAAACUUUUUUUUUAACUUAUUUAAUUUUUACUAUACUCACGUAGUUUAAUGCAGUUUGUCACUAAAAGUCAGAAAAAGUCUUGCAUUGGUGUUGCAUAACAAGAAUUUUGCAUUUCUGGUUUCUUUAUCUUUUCUUCAUUUGAACAACCAGCAUUACUGCCAAACACCAAUCGUGGUCCAUAUUUGUAACAGGUUUUUAACAUGACAUAGUUAGCAAGUUUGAUUGAAAAGAUAUUUAGGUCCUGGGCCUAUAAGAUUUUAGUAUGAUCUUUUUUCAUGUUUCUAAUGUUUGAGGCAUUCUUGCUUAACUUCGAGAAAAAUAAAACAAAACAGUGUUGCUGCCAUUUGUAAGUUUUCCUAUUUAUAAUAUUCUUUUAUUAACCUUCAAACUGGCCUUAUGGGGUUCAAAUAGGCAGUAUCCCUUUUAAGUGACCUUUGCAACCCAAGUGUUACUUGCUUAUUUGAUGCUCUCUUGUAUUUUACAUCUCAUUUAAAUCUUUGUCUUGUCUUCACCAAAGCUAAAAUUCUGUGU